UAUGAAGGAGUCGACCAAGAUGUCGGAACAAUAGUGUCACCCUCACACCCUCACUCUCCUCACCCUGGCCACCCUCACGCCUCACCCUGGCCACCCUCACCACGGAGAAGCGUAAACACAGUGCCAGAGGACCUGGAUGAAGCAGGAUGGGGGCCAUAACGAGCAGGCAGAACGCUGGCGUCGAGGAGGUGGACAUUGGGGUUAAUCACGCCUACAAGUACCCCCCUAAGUCGGGAAAUUACUUCAGCAGUCAUUUUAUCAUGGGUGGGGAACGGUUUGAAACGGCCCUGCCUGAGAUGUAUCUCUUCGGGGAGAACAUGGAUGUCAACUUCUUGGGAUCACGUCCCGCACCUUUUCUUUAUCAGAGUGAUGGCCUAUUAGGGGUCUCCAUGGCGUCUCAUCCUGAAGGCCCGUGGACAGUACGUGAUGACACCAAGGAAAACGAUACCUUCCCAGCUCCUAUAGGGCCAAUGCGAAAACAGUUUCCAUAUCCAGCACCGACUGCAAACGAGCCAAGCAAAACGUUGAAAGCGCUUAUUAACAUAAGAAAGGAAAGUUUACGAUUUGUGCGCGCGCCUGAUGAAUCGGCUACCCUAAAGGAACCAGAUGACACCACCGCAGUAUCCAGAUUUAACAUAGAAUUCACGUUUGAUUGUGAUGUGCGUUGUGCCAUUACCAUCAUGUACUUCUGCUCGGAAGACAUCACAACAAGUGGCAUGAUCUACACUCCCCGUGACCCCGUCAUGAACUCGGAGACAUAUCAUUACAAGCGAGGAGCGAAUCAGCAGUUCUCGCAAGUGUGUCACGUCUUUGAUCCUUCUCUGUAUCCUGAGGAAGAGCUGUUGUAUAGCUUCGACCGAGAGAUUUUGCCUAUUGUGAUAUAUUGCGUAGCAGAAGAAGGAGAGGAUCCUCGUCAGUCGCACGUUACAUUUGCAAUGGUGGAGAGACACAGUGAUGGUUAUGCUCUCAAACCUCUCAAACAGAAACUAUUUGUGGAUGGCCUCUCCUAUCUUCUUCAGGAGAUCUAUGGCAUAGAAAACAAAAAUGCAGACAAUUGUAAGGUUUCAACUGAGGAAGAUAUUGAAGAUAACGGAGCCGAGUGUGUCAUCUGCAUGUGUAACCUGCGGGACACGCUGAUCCUGCCGUGUCGUCACCUGUGUCUCUGUAACUGCUGUGCCGACUCUCUCAGGUAUCAAGCCAACAACUGUCCUAUUUGCCGUGCACCUUUCCGUGCUCUGCUCCAGAUAAAAGCCUUGCAGAAGAACUCGGGAGCUUGUACCAAUCCACAACCAAGUUCUGAGGAUGAGAAGCCUUCUUUUGUGGUAGUUUCCAUCCUUGGUGCUGCACUGGCUGGAGAGGACGAGGAAGGGUUGCAUGCCUUUAUAGCUUUGAGUGGAGAUAAUGUACCACCAGGCUAUGAAGCAGUUUCCCUUAUUGAAGCCCUCAAUGGUCCAUCUGUCGCACUGCAGCAACCCUCCGCUCCACCGGCACACGAGCUGUACGUCCAGCUGCCUCAGAAUGCAACUGAUGCACCAUCCGAGUCUCUCAUUCGUAAUGAAGCAUCAAGAUGUUUCAUCGAAAGCAUAACUGUUCGAUCAGGGGCUGGCUCGGUGGAAGAUUCUACCACUCAAACAGACCGUCCCCCCAGCUCCUGUGACUCAAAUAACCCAUCCGGGGUAGUUACCGAGAUGCGUAUGUCAGUGCUGCUUGCUCGUGAAUGUGAGGAAGAGACAGGUGGCAAAGGGGACAGCAUUGUGGCCGCUGCUGCUGCACCUCCUGUCAAAAAGAAGGCAAGUCGGAAACAGUCUCGUGAGAAGCAGCAGCAUUAUGGUUCUAAGGACAGCGUUAAAGUUGUCAACGAAAUAGGUGGACCGAGGAGUAUUGAACGGGGCAGGGGAAGUGGUGCUGCCUUAUUUUCGGGGGUCAUCUUAUGCGCUGAAUAUAAGCCUAAACCUGAAUUACACCUCAAAAUUUUUGGGGUCGACUUAUGUGGCAGGUCGACUUCGAUGCCGACAUAUACGCCUGUUGACCCAGCAGAAACGAGGAGUCUCCUAGAUGAGGAUGGGUCAGAAACCGAUGCAGGCGUUGAGGGUGACGGGAGGCUGAGACAGCAGAACCCUCGAGAGUUUGAGAACCAGCAGGAGAUGAGAGCCCCACAGGCCGAGGCAGAGGUCGACGAUGAUGAUGAGGGGGAGCGGGCGUUUGAGAAUGACAGUGACCACAGGGAGCGGUCGAUUGUGGUGCUGCCGGACUCGACUGUCAGUGAGAGUGAUGAUAAUGACUUACCAGAAGUUGUUUCAUACUCACCGGUCGUGACGCCAAGGAAGGUUGAUGGGGUGAGACAGGAAAUUCUUGAAACUGACGAGACUCCAAGGCACGGCCGAAAUGGUGGUUCAUCGGACAUGUCAGUUCCAGCUUCCCCAGGAGGAGGAGCAUCAAACGUCACUCAUCAAAGUGACACUGUUUCUCUUCCUGGUACACCCUUGAGCAACGCUUCAGCCAUCAGCAGGUCAUCGGAUGCAUCAGUCAGCUCAGCCUCUUCAACAAGAGCUCUUCUCUCGCAUCCAAUGGAUAGCUCACCUGCCAGCAUUGUCUAAACAAUUUACUAGCCCUUAUAUGCUAGGUGUACUUGAACCAGAUCUACGGUGGAAAAUGCGCUAAAAUACGCACGCGUGUAUGUGAAUGAGCACGUGUUUAUGCAUGUGUGCGCUCUCGUGCGUAUGUUUGCUUGCCUGUCACUGACUAUGGGAGAGUGAGACAUAGCUCUUUGUGCCCUGCCGCCUAACCGUUUACGCGGUUAGGAGGCAGAGUAUGAUUACAUGCUGAUUACCCCUCUUAACAUUGUUUUCAUCCUAUUUCUCUUAAAAGUUACUGAUGUUAUUGGUUUCGACAACCCCUUUCUUCAAUGCAUUCCACUUGCCAACCACCUGUACAGGGAACAAGAACCUUUUUGCAUCUCUUUCAUAUAAUUGCUCGUUCAGCUUUCAUUGAUGUCACUUUGUCCUACCUCGUUUUAAUUUAAAUAGGCUUCCUUUGUCACUUUGUCUAUACCCCGAGGCUCUCGUCAUUAUCGGAUGGCGUUUCUUCUCUGUACUGUACAUAGAAAAUAUAAAUUUGAGUACAAUAAUUUUUGUUUACAUUAAUAAUCAAUAUAAAUCCCAGUAUGCUUGAAUCUCUCUAUGCAAACACCUAAUCCAUGUCACAAGGAGUUAGGCAAUCGUAACAAAAUUGGAUUUCAUUUAGUUUUGUUGGGUAUUGGUUUCUUAAGCAUAUCGAGGUCCCAGAAGACCGACGACAAACUUUUCCGUGGAUUCUGCCCACGACAAUCUUCUAACUUGCUGCUAUAUUGGCUGUCAGUUCAAUGAAAGCAUCAGAUAUAAGAACACUUGUCCGUAUAUCUUCUCCUGAUUGGGAAUCAAACCCAGGACCAUACGGUUGUGAGCUACCUGUGUUACAGGACCACCUCCCUCUAACCGUUACUCAGAAAAUUACAUCACUUCAAAUAUGCCAAUAUAACCACCAGCUUUGAUCAUCAUAACAUGUUAAAUAAAUAACCAAAUGCAAGAUAUAAAGUGAAAUGAAGAAUAAGAAAUUUUGGUCCUUGAUUCUUAUUGAGUCAUGAUAAGAGGUUCAUGGCAGACCAAAAUGUCAUCUCUCGUUUCAUUACAAAUUUGUGGGUCGGGCUAUUCUCAUUCUCCGCAUAUUACAAUAGUUUCAUUACAUAAAUAAUAAAUAUAAGCAGUUGAUCCAAGUUAAUUUUUAUUGUACUUGAAGGCAGCACAGGUCUUCCUCUGUCUUAAAUAUUUAAAAACUUGUAAAUAGACGUUACUGCUGAAUUUCAUUACAUUCUAGCACCAUGAGCACAAUUAUUAUUUUUCACUGGUGUUGUCAGUUCCAGUUUUGUUUGCUACACUCCUAAACAUAUCUGGUACUGGUAUUUAUACAAGUGUCGUGACGCUUAUUUUGGUUUAUAGCAACAGAAGAUUUAUACCGUGACCUAAUUAAGUUUCAAGGCAUGGUAGUACUGCUUAGGUAAUACAAUAUAUACUGUAUAUAGGUAAUACAAAUUUUGUUCCACAAUUUAAUAAGCAUGGUAUAUGGAUAUUUAAACAUGUGUGUGUGUGUACUUUACAAUAUUAGAAUACAGUACACCCUCCAAACUCCAGACCUGCAUAUAACAGAUUUCUAAAAACUUAAAGAAAUUACCCCCACCAUCAUAACCAAAUCUUCCCCGUAGAUGUGACGUAGAGAUGAAUCCGUGAAACUGAUAACCAUAGAGCUGGUAAGAAGGCAUGUGAAUGAUGGGGUAAGGAUGCAGGAGGACUAGAGCAGAGGUUAGGAUAAAAGGUGUAGGAGGGGGAGAUACAGGGUAGUAGCCCAACCACUUCGGAUGUUUGGGUGAUCAUGAUACCGUCGUGUGAAUUUGUGUGUGAGGAUGUACAGAUUUGUUUGGACAAAAUCUGGACCCCCCCAGGAGGGGGUGAGGUACAGACCGCCACGCUAUUUCCCUGUAACAUAGAAAUUCAUUCAUACUUUUUUAUAAUAUUUCUAUAUACUGUAUUGCAUUAAAUAUACACAAUACAGUAAUGCAUUUGUAUUUUAUAAAUAUUUUGCAGUGUUUGUGUUGAACAUGUUGUACAAAAAAUGUACUUGUUCCCUGUUUUUGUGGGAAACCAGACUCGCUGUGAGGGCACUUGUACCAAACACGUUUUUCUUACAUGAGUAUACUGGCUUUUCUUUGAUUAUAUGAUAGCAGUAUAUGAUGGCCAUGUCCACCAUGUCCCUUGGUGGACAUGGCCAUGCCAUCUGGCAAUAGUAGCAUGGGCACAUCAAGCAGAGAUGAAACUUCCUUGCCAUUGACACAGCCGAGUUAUUAGAGAAGCAUGAUCACGACUAGGGAGGCAAGCAAGAGACCAGGUGAUUGGUUAGUAAUGUUUCCGACGUUAAAAUGACACAAACCAUGAGCAUUGAGAUCUUGAAGGCCAGUUAGGGUGGCUCCGAGUGUGAGGAAGCUUCUACAAUACGUAAACAUAUUUUGCUGCACCUGGUUUACCAAGACCAGCUGUGUUACAGAAAGGCAAGUGAAUAAAAUUAAUGUUGUAUAAUUUGUUCAUGCAUAUUAUUUAUAUAAAAAAAUAUUUAUAAUUGAUUAUAUAUAUAUUGUCUAAAUGUGCAGAAACUUUAUCCUUUGCUAUAAGAUUAAAAAAAUCCAGAAAUAUAGUGACAAAUAGCCAAAAAGAAAAGGGGACAUUCAUUCGGAAACCCAUAUUUCACAUACAGUAACUUGAGAUGAUUUCGGGGCUUAGCGUCCCUGCGGCCCGGUCCUUGACCAGACCUCCACAUAAACCCAGAAUGGCUCUGGUCUAAUGUUCUUGAUUUUGGAGGGUUCACUAUAUUUAGAAAGAUAAAAAUGACCAAAUUAUAGCUCUUAAGUACUCAUGUGUGCAUGAAAGUAUGCACAACAUGCAUACAUACUUGCAUAGACAAAUAUUUUUCUGUGAUAAUUGAAAUGUAUGAGUGCAGUAAUAUUACCCAUGUAAUUAUUUAUUAGCUUAGUUUUGCAAAUUAAUAAAGUAUUUUGUUUUGUGUAAGGACACGAGAAGAAUAAGGAGUCACUCUUACCAUGACGUCCAACCACUUAGACUGGAUGGUAGGGCAAUGGUCUCGCUUAUUACCGGUCACUGUUCAAUCCUCGACCGUGCGAGUGGUUGGGCAUCAUUCCUUUCCUCCGUUCCAUCCCAGUUCCUUAUCCUCGCACCCCCUUCCAAGUGCUAUAUAGUCGUAAUGGCUUGGCACUUUCUCCUGAUCAUUACCCUCUACCAUGUUUGUAACUGAUCAUUACCCUUUACCAUGGCUGUAACAUGGUGUAUUUGUGGCCCUGAUAUUAUAUUUUUGUUGGAAACAUAACUAGUUAUUUACCUGUAAAAUCUAAUAAAAAUACAAAUCUUG
Molecule: messenger RNA, 5949 nt
Organism: Procambarus clarkii (red swamp crayfish)
Lineage: Eukaryota; Metazoa; Arthropoda; Malacostraca; Decapoda; Cambaridae
Source: RefSeq, a predicted model, not a curated record